AUGAAUCAUCUAUUCAGUUUUCAAAUAAAUUUAAAUGACAUCUUUACAGGUGAUAACAUCAAAAAAUCAGAGAACAGUUGUGAUUAUUGUAUUAAAAGGAAAAGGGUAUGUAAAUGUGACACUAUAAAAGAGGAACUGGGAAGUGAACAUAUAGCCAUUUUGAACGACCUGGUGGAUCUGAAGAAAUAUUACGAUGAAGUGUGCGAAAAGAUUGUUGAUAAAUAUCAAGACGUUGUUCAUCGCUUUGAGUACGAUAAAGAUAUAGUGAAAUAUAUAAAGAAGCAUAAUAUAAAUGAUGAGAUAGAAUGUGUAGAUUGGUUAUAUUUUUAUGAGUUAUUAAAAGAAAGGAAAAUUCUUGAAAAUAUAAUUAACACAAAAGAAGAUAAGGAUAAUGUGACAUCAUUGAAUAGUUUCCAUAUAAAUGAAGAAGCAAAUUUUAUAAGUUGUAUAAAUUAUUAUUUAAAAAUAAAUAAAUAUAACAAUGUUCAGCAUAAUUGGAUGGGUAUGAGUUUAAAUCCUUUUAAUGAAUAUAUAAAUAAUAAUUAUAAUUUUGAUAUAUUUAAUAAAAAUGAAAAUAUUGAUGAUAUAAAUAAAGAAAAGAAAAAUGAUUUUUUGAAUUAUCAUUCAUUAUUAAAAAUGAAAAAUGAAAAAGAAGAUAUAUAUAAUGAAAGAAAAAAAGAUGAUAUAUUAUUAUAUAAAGAUAAAAAAUUUUAUCCUUUAUAUUACUAUUCAUAUAUAUUAUAUGAAAAUGAAAAAUGGAUCUCUGGUAUCAAUAAUACAGGGAAUAUAUUACAUUUAGAAAAUAUUGAAUAUGUAUGGAAUAAGACCGUUCGAGAAGGUAAUAAAAUAAAGUUAUUUCAUUUAAUUACAUGUGAUUGUUUAAAAAUAAAGGAUAUUCAUAAUAUUUAUAUGAAUAACAAAGAAAUAAGCAAGGAUAAAAUAAAAAUAAUAGAGGAAAGUAUUCAUAUAGAACGAAUAUUAUGUAUAAGUCAAUUAGUAUGUUCUUUAGGUAUGAUAAAUAUUGGAGGAUGUUUUAUUAUGAAAAUAAAAUUAUCUUUUGAUAAUUUCCUUUUAUCAAUUUUUUCUAUUCUUUCAAUAUGUUUUAAAAAAGUUGAUGUUUAUAGACCAUCGUGUUGUUAUUUACAAAAUGUAAUAUUUUUGAUAGGAAUCCAUUUUAAUGGAAUAACAUCUAUAUUUUUGUCCUGUUUAAAUAAUUGGGUUCAGUUAGCACAAAAAGAAAUCGUUCCCCUAUUAAGUUGUAAUGAUAAAUACAACGUUGAAGAUAAUAUUGGAAAUGUAAAAGAAAAUGAACAGAAAAAAAUUAAACUUAAUGAUAAUAUUCUUCAUGAUAAUAGGAAAGAGCAUACUAUGUGGGAUUAUAUAAAUCAUAGUAUUAUACCACUGAAAUGGAUUAAAAGCAAUUAUUUAAAAGAAUAUAAAAAUUGUAUAAAUCAUUUUAUUGAAUAUAUAAUAUAUGAAUUAAAAAAAUGUAUUAAUGUAUCAAAUAUAAGCUUAAUUAAAAAGAAUAUAGAAAAUACGAAGAAUACUUAUAUAUCCCAAUUUUUUGAAGAACAUAAAAUUAUCGAUAUUAAAAAAAAAGAUAAACUUAUAUACAAAUUGAUGGAUCAUAUAUAUGAGGAUGUUAAUUUAUUAAAUGAAAGGUAUCAUGAAGAAAAUAAAGAUAAAAUAAAUGAUCAUAAAUAUAAUAACAUUGAUAAUGUCAGUAUAUCAUCAGAAGAUAUAAACAAUGAAACAUUUUUUAAUAAUAAUAUUAACAAUGCAGAUAAUAAGAAUUGGUUAAAAAUAAAUAAUUCUAUUUUAUAUGAAACCGAAGAAAAAGGUAUUUAUUUUAGAAAUACAUAUUAUAAAAAUAAUUAUUGUAAUGAGAAUAUAAAAAAAUAUCGAAAAAAAAUAACAGCUUUAUUAAAAAAAAUAAAAUUUAAAAAUAUUAGUAAUAAUCAUGAUAAUAAUAUAAAUUUAGAAGAUGAAGAUGAUAUAAACGAAAAUAAAAAAAAAACAAAUAAUUAUCAUAACAAUAAUAAUAAUAAUAAUAAAAAUGAAUUAUUCCAACUUGAUGAAUAUAUUAUAAAAAAAAGAAAAUUUAGUAUGGAUAAAAAUUUAAUUUUAAAACAUCAUUUAGAAUUUGAAAAUUUAUUAAAAAAACAAGUUUAUUUUACCAAUAAAAACUGGUUUAAAUCUUAUUUACACAAUAAUGUAGAUAAAUAUAAUAAUUCAUUUUUUUUAAAAAAGAAAAAUACUUUUAAAGAUAUCCUAAAAUGUAGAUAUUAUUUAUAUUAUAAUAAUUAUGAUAUACAUAUUAAUAGUUUUAAACAAAUAUUAAAACAAUAUGAACCAUUAAAUAUCUCGUAUAUAAAUUAUGAGUUGCAUGCAAAUGUAAUCGAUUGUCUUUUUACUCUUACAAAUUGUGCAAAUUUAAAUAUUUUUCAAAAUAGUUUAUUUUUACAACAAUUUAUAGUUAUAAGUAAUGAACAAAAUGUCUAUAACUUUUUUUCAAAAUUUCAAAGUGGUCACUAUGUUUAUUUUGAUGCGAAAAUUCAAUCUCAUAUUUUAUCGGAGCAUGGAUCGAAGAAACGUGGUGCAGAUCAUUCUGAAACAUUCCUUAAUCUAGAUGAUAUGUACGAAAAUACAAAGUCGUACAAAGCGAUAAGCGAAUUAUUAAUUAGUUAUAUAAAGGAUAAGAAUAGUUGCUCAUUUAUUUAUAUAGAUAUGAAUAGUAUAUAUCCAAAUUUUGUAGAUGUAGUAGAGAAAGAAUUAAAAAUAAAAAAUUAUUUGGUGGGUAGUUUAAUUAUAGCUUACAAUUUUUUAAAAAAGAAUGGGAAUAUGAUAAUACGUUUAAGUAGUGUUCUUACAUUUUUUACGGCAGGGUUAAUUUAUAUUUUAUUUUGUUCAUUUGAUAAAAUAGAGUUCUUUGUUCCACCUUCAUGUGAUGAUAUUAGUUUGGAUAUAUUUUUAUAUUGUCACAACUUUAAUGAAAAUUAUAUAUAUCGUCAUUAUAUACAAUUUAUAUGGGAUGCUUUAAUAUGUAAUAAACAUAUUGAUGAAAAAUUGUUUAAUAUGGAUGAAAAGAAGAAAUUAGAUAAGCCUAUAAAUAAAAAAAGAAAAGCCGAUCUCUAUUUUUCUGUUCCUAUGUAUUAUUUAAUGAAUAAACAUUUUGUAAUGUUUUUAAAAAAAUUCAAUUCUUUUUAUUUUAAACACCAUAUUAAUGUAUGCUUGAAUUUUAUGAAGGAGCCAAAAUAUUUCUAUCAUAAUAAAAUUUUGAUAAAAUCUUUGCUGACCCAUUUUUUUAAGGCAUAUGUUAUUCAGGGGAAAACAUUUGAAAAUGUAUAUAAGUCCAUAGGAAUGAGUUUUGAUAAUUUUUAUGAAGGAAGAGAAGAUAGUGAUGAUGAAGAUGAAGAGGACGACGAAGACGAAGAAAAUAAAAAGGAACAGGAACAGGAAGAAGAAGAAGAGCAAGAAGAGGAAAAAGAAAAAACACAUGAAGCAUAUGAUGAAGAGAAAAGUUUUAAAGCUUUUUUGCAUUUAAAUAGAAAAGAAUCACAUGCGAAAAACCAAUUUGAAUUUUAUUCGAGCGAUUCUAAUUAUUCAAUAAUGUGUGAAUAUAAAAAUGUGCCGAGUGAAAUAUCUAUAUCUGAGUCUGCAUGGGACAGUUCCUAG
Plasmodium falciparum 3D7 is the source of this 3675-nucleotide messenger RNA. RefSeq names its product putative FtsJ-like methyltransferase. The record is from RefSeq and is a predicted model, not a curated record. NCBI's taxonomy places the organism in Eukaryota, Apicomplexa, Aconoidasida, Haemosporida, Plasmodiidae.